AUGGAGAACACGACCGCUCCACCCGUGGAUCAGCUCGACGAAAAGCACCAACGAUCCAAGUCACCGUCGCAGACCGCAAUUGAAAAUGACGACGGACCUCUUCCACCCCUGGCACCCUUCACGACAACGGCAUCCUACGUCCCCCCGCCACUGCCACCAUGGCGUCGCAAAGCAAUCAUGCUCGCCCUUUGCCUAACACUUCUCCUCUCGGCUCUUGACAUCACGAUCAUCGCCACCGCCCUGCCGACGAUCGCAUCCACACUGCAUGCCUCGGCCGCGCAAUACGCCUGGGUGGGUAGCUCGUACACGCUCUCCAGCACGGCAUCUACUCCAGUAUGGGCCAAGAUGUCAGACAUUUUCGGGCGGAAGGGGACCAUCAUGGCUGCGGCGGCGACAUUCAUGGCAGGAAGUCUUGUCGCGGCGCUGGCUGGCUCGAUCUCCGUCUUGAUUGCCGGAAGGACGAUUCAAGGACUGGGAGGUGGAGGCUCGUUGGUGCUUGUCACGAUUGUGAUUGGGGAUUUGUUCAAGCUGGAGGAAAGAGCGAAGUAUUAUGGCAUGACGGGCAUCGUGUAUGGCAUCGCUAGCGCCGUGGGGCCAGUGCUGGGCGGAGUGUUUACUCAAACCAUUGGUUGGAGAUGGUGCUUCUACAUCAAUCUUCCCUUUGACGGAAUCGCCCUCAUCGUCCUCUUCUUCGUCCUCAAAGUCGAAACUCCGAAAGAACCUUUCAUGACCGGCCUGCGCGAACUCGACUGGACUGGCUUUGCCCUCAUCAUCGGUGGGACGAUCUGCUUUCUCUACGGCCUCGAGACUGGCGCGGGCGGGCUACUGCCAUGGGACUCGGCGCAGGUAAUCUGCCUCAUCCUCUUCGGCGUCGUGAUUCUCGCCCUCUUCAUGGUCUGGGAAGCCCGCUUCGCCUCGAGCCCAAUCAUCCCGUUCCGCAUCUUCCAAAAGAUCACCAACGUCGCGGCUUUUACGUUCUCGUGCAUCCACAGCUUCGUCUUCAUCUCCUACGACUACUUCCUCCCGCUGUACUUCCAGGUCGUCCUCGGUUUCCCCCCAAUUAUUGCCGGUGUCUCGCUCUUUCCGCUCUUGAUCCCGCUCACCGUCAUGACGAUGCUAGGCGGCCUGUUCACGCGAAAGACCGGCAACUACGUCGUCCCCAUCUUCCUCGGCGCCACGCUCAUGACGCUCGGAAAUGGGCUCUUCAUCACCUUCGGCACGACCCCGGACUGGGCCAAGAUUGUCUGCUUCCAGAUCAUCACCGGCAUCGGCGCAGGUGUGCUCUUCCAGAGUCCGAUGAUCGCUAUCCAGACACACACCCAUCAGAAGGAUAUGUCGGCCGCCAUGUCUGCCUUCACGUUCUUCAGGUCGCUGUUCUCGUCCAUGUCGGUGGUCAUUGGGACGGUGCUGCUGCAGCGGAACCUGGGAGGAGGAGGGUUGACGGCGCUUCACUCGGAGGAAACAUCUGUGCAGACGGAAGGCACGGGGAAGGAAGAUUACGUCGCUGCUUUGCAUAUCAUGUGGGCUUUCUUUACUGGUGUUGCUGGGUGUAUGAUCGUUGCUGCUUGUUUUGUCAAGCCGAAGCCGAAGAAGUCGUCACAGACGUCGGCGCCAUAG
Messenger RNA from Colletotrichum siamense, 1617 nucleotides. RefSeq names its product Efflux pump dotC (gene dotC-4). NCBI's taxonomy places the organism in Eukaryota, Fungi, Ascomycota, Sordariomycetes, Glomerellales, Glomerellaceae. The record is from RefSeq and is a predicted model, not a curated record. Gene Ontology annotation, biological process: transmembrane transport. Gene Ontology annotation, molecular function: transmembrane transporter activity. The transcript is spliced from 2 exons. The coding region runs from base 1 to 1617 and encodes 538 amino acids.